AUGGUGACUUUGUACGACAGGGAUAACUUGGAGUUCACCUUCGCAGAGACGACUCCCACUGAUUCGUUCUCACUAGGUAGCUACAGGGUCUCACUUGGAUAUCAGACAUGCGAUUGCGGAUACUUUCAGGCACUUUAUUUCCCAUGUCCUCACGCCCUGGCAUGCUGUGCCUACUCACGGCUUACUUGGCAACCGUACGUCCACCAGGUGUAUCAUCUUAGUUCGGUGUUCAGUGUGUAUCGGAUGGGGUUCACACCUCCCAUUCCAAAGGGUUUCUGGCCACCAUAUGAUGGGCUGACGGUGAUCCCAGACCCGAACAAGAGGCGUGCGAGGGAGGGUCGUCCCAGGUCCACUCGGAUACGGACCAAUAUGGACAAGACAGAUCCGAACUGGCCUAAGAGAUGUGGCCUCUGUCGGCAACCCGGACACACACGUCGGAGUUGCCCACAGGUCAGAGGAUCAACCCAUACAGGGGGACAUCAGUAG
This is a messenger RNA of Arachis ipaensis, 486 nucleotides long. RefSeq lists its product as uncharacterized. Gene Ontology annotation, molecular function: zinc ion binding; nucleic acid binding. Lineage: Eukaryota; Viridiplantae; Streptophyta; Magnoliopsida; Fabales; Fabaceae. The record is from RefSeq and is a predicted model, not a curated record.